Molecule: messenger RNA, 1041 nt
Organism: Amphimedon queenslandica
Lineage: Eukaryota; Metazoa; Porifera; Demospongiae; Haplosclerida; Niphatidae
Product: integrin beta-1-like
Exons: 1
Biological process (GO): cell migration; cell-cell adhesion; cell-matrix adhesion
Cellular component (GO): focal adhesion; cell surface; integrin complex
Molecular function (GO): integrin binding
Source: RefSeq, a predicted model, not a curated record
GCAUCAGUUCCUUCAAGUCCACUAUGCAGCAACAAUGGAGCACUCUCCUGUGGUCUCUGUGAGUGCAAUAGUGGCUGGAGUGGGCCCUCAUGUAACUGCUCUACAUCAGCAGUGUGUCCAAUAGGUCCUAAUAAUCAAGAGUGCAGUGGUGAGAGAAGGGGUCAGUGUGUAUGUGGUCAGUGUGUAUGUAAGCAACCAACCAAUAGAGUACCAGGAGUAGUUACACCACGUAUUGAAGGAGAUGCUUGUGAAUGCAGUAACUAUGAAUGUGAUGAUGACUCUGGUUUUGUAUGCAGUGGGCAUGGUACGUGUACUUGCUCUAAUGGUACAUAUGCUUGUCAGUGCGAUAUAUCACCUGUUUCAGGUUUCUAUUACAGUGGGGACUAUUGUCAAUGCUCAUAUGAUGAUUGUAUUGAUAUAGAUCUAGAUUCAAGUACAUCAGUCUUGUGUAAUGGCAGAGGAGACUGUGAUCCAUGUCAAGGUAGCUGUGAAUGUGAUGCUGAUUUUAUUGGUGAAUAUUGUAGCCUAUACACUGGCAACCAGCUAUCAUGUACUGCUAAUGAAGAAUGCGUCAAAUGCUUUGCAAAAGCACCUAAAAAUGGUAACACUUCUUGCUCGGGUUUACCAUCUGAUUUAUGUCAAGGAUAUUUCACACUAUCAGCCUCUCAAUACACUAUACCUGAUACUAUUGAUGGGUCAGCUAGUGAUUGUUCCAUUAGUACAGUAGAAUGCAAGUAUACAUACUAUGUAGCUCUCUCUGCUGUCAAUUCCAGUAUGAUAAUAUAUCAAGUGGAGCCUGAAGAAUGCCUUCCAAUACCUAUAUGGGCCAUUGCUGUCAUAAUAGUCAUAAGUAUUUUACUUGUUGGUGCAUUGAUUCUGAUUGUGAUUAAAUUGAUCUUUGUGUACAAAGAUCAUCGUGAGUACAAGAACUUCCUCUCUGAGAUUAAUCGAUCCAAAGGCUCAGCACAAGAGAACCCUACCUACUUAAAACCCAUAAUUGAAACUGUAAACCCAGCUUAUGGUGUAGCUAAAUCUACUUAG